Molecule: messenger RNA, 651 nt
Organism: Dermochelys coriacea (leatherback sea turtle)
Lineage: Eukaryota; Metazoa; Chordata; Testudines; Dermochelyidae
Product: ras-related protein Rab-42-like
Exons: 3
Coding region: 184-651 (155 amino acids)
Cellular component (GO): Golgi membrane
Molecular function (GO): GTP binding; GTPase activity
Source: RefSeq, a predicted model, not a curated record
AGGGUGGAGACCUCUGGUUAAAUUCUCUCUCCUUUGUCUCUCUCUCCUGUCAUUCCAUGCCAGGAUCUGGGUUUGUAACCUCCUCCAGGCCAAUUCACCCAAGGCUUCCUCUGGGGAAUCUGCAUCUUAAUUCAAAGGCUGCUCCAGUCCCCCCAAGCCCCAGCCCUGCUGCCCCUCCUUGGAAUGGAGCCGGUGCCACCCCCUCCAGUCUCUCACCUGAAUGGCAACUGGCACUACCAGUUCCGGAUCAUCCUGCUGGGGGAUUCCACCGUGGGCAAGUCCUCCCUGCUGAGGCGCUACGCUGAGGGGUCCUUCAUCCCGGCUCCCUGCCCCACCGUGGGCGUGGAAUUCUACAGCAAGAUGAUGGAGCUGCCUCCAGGCAUCAAGGUGAAGCUGCAGCUUUGGGACACAGCUGGCCAGGAGAGAUUCAGAUGCAUCACCAGGUCUUUCUAUCGGAAUGCUGUGGGUGUGCUGCUGGUGUUUGACAUGACCAACCGUAAGUCCUUCGAGCACAUCAUUGAGUGGUACCAUGAAGUGGCCAGCAUCCAGAUUAUGGAGAAGGUGGCCAUGGUGGUGAGUGGGUUUCCAUCCAAACACUACUGGAGAGACAAGAGAAAUGAAUUGAAAUCCCUGUCUUAUAGGGAUUUUUGA